AUGGAUUCGCGAGAAGCGCAGACAUGGGAGAUGAAAAAACUGAGGGAAGAAAUAAAAGAGCUAAGGGAGGAAAUAAGAGAGUGGAGAUUAGAAGAGCGCAGAGAAAGAACGGAGAACACAAGAAGAGGGGAGAAAGAAGAAGAAAAGGAGAAAAAGGAGGAUGAAGAAAAGAAGUGCAAGGGUGCAGAAAAAGAAGAAAGCAGGAGUAUGGAAAGGGUGAGAAGUGAAAGAAGAAAGAAAAGUUUAGUCUGGAAAGGAGUACAGGGAGAGAGCCUGGAGGAAAUGAUGUCAAACAUUAAUAAGAUCCUAAGAAAAGAACUGGGGGCGAGGGCAAUUAUGAAGGCCGCAAUAGAAAGAGAAGGGGAUGGGGGAAGAAAAAUAGUAAUAACUGAGCUGGAGGAAGAAGAAAAAAAGAAAGAAAUGGUCUGGAUGAGGAAUGAAAUCUGGGAAUGGUGGGGGUGGAGGUGGAUGAGGACUUUUCAAGAGAAGAAAGAAGGAUCAGAUGGCUGA
This is a messenger RNA of Osmia bicornis bicornis, 510 nucleotides long. RefSeq names its product protein PXR1-like. The transcript has a single exon. Bases 1 to 510 code for a protein of 169 amino acids. The record is from RefSeq and is a predicted model, not a curated record. NCBI's taxonomy places the organism in Eukaryota, Metazoa, Arthropoda, Insecta, Hymenoptera, Megachilidae.